CCCCCGUCCCGCCAACACCCACCCCCCCCCCCCCCCCAAACCCCCCACGAAAGAUUUAGUUCCCCAAAACGGUCUCAAAAGCACAUCAUUUGAUGCAGUUGUUGAGGCUGAUUCCGAAUAUCAGCUUAUUUUGGUUUGAAAGUUAUGUUCUGAUGCCGAGAGUCUCAAAAAACUGAAAAAAUCCUAUCGGAUUGCCACCUUCUUAAUAAUAUUUUUGAAAAGAAAAACUAAAUCUGUAACUUUGUUCUGUGUUUCAAAGUAGUUCGAAUGACGUAAAAAUGAAGGUUCUGUCGUUCAAUAUGAGGUCGCUGAUAGGUCUGUAAUCGGAGGAUGUCAAAAUCAAAGACCUCUGAAGUUUGAUCAAAGUUCGAACACUUCUCGUAGCUCUGGAACCUCGAAAUGUACUUCUCUAUACGCACUUUCCUGAUCUGCUGAUUACGAAAAACAUCUUUCAAAGGUUCGAGGUCCAUGUGGAGCUGAGAUGUCCAACGUUUUUCUCAAGGUAGCGAAAUUUCGAAACAAGGACAGCUUUCAAGUUUUUGAAUAUUUUCCUAGAGCAAGUGCGCUGGAUAUUUUUUAAAUAAGAUAUUCGUGAUCAGCGCAAAAUUCUGCGUUGAAUGGUGUACAUUUAAAGCAAAAAUAAUAUAGUGCUUCCUCUUUGAAUUUGGAAGCCCUUACCUUAGAAAUCUUUUAAACUCCGAAGGGUUUUUGGAUUAUAUUGAGUAUAUCUCCUUUUUCGCACGAAAUUUUUGUUUUGGUAAUUGUAGUGAACAGUCGGUUUCUGAUCGCCGCUAGAAUUGCUAUUCUUGUAUCUUUUUCUUUAUAGGAAUAAUAUCAAACAACUGGACUAACGCAUCCGGUAUUCGAUCUCACGAAAACUUUCAUUCUUCUUAUUUUGUAUUGAUUUGUUUUUUCUUAUUUUUAAAGUGUCAAGCGCGUCAUGCGUAACACCACUACUAAACGACAAUUACACAGUACUAUUGUUAUCAUUGAUGGAUUCUCCUACAUUCAACUACACUUAUUAUAGUUAUACAUAUCGAGCAACUUCAAAUUUGACAACUUUGACAUUUGCAUUUCGACAAGAUCCAAGUUAUUGGUGCUUAGAUGAUAUUUCGGUAAUGAAAUAUAAUACUAGCAAUGGUAGCGACCUGAUAAGUAAUGGGGGUUUCGAAAGAGGCAGUACAAUAAACUAUACUCUCUGUACACCACGUGGUUCAUCAGUAUCUGGUACAGUUAGCACACGUUGUCCUCGCUCUGGUAAUUAUAGUUAUAUAGAUGGAAGUUAUGCUCCCGGUGAUUUCUUAAGUCAAACGUUUUCGACGAUUCCACAGCAUCAAUAUCAAAUUCGGUUUUGGUUGAGUAAUUUGGGUGCAUCUCCAAAUUCAAUUAAUGUCACAAUAAGUUCCACCAUUGUUUCAGAUACUGCUGUUCUUCAGAUAACAACACAACAACCCGCAGGAUCAGGACUAACAACUCAAGCUACAGACACCAACUGCACAACACCAUCGACGAUAAAUUCAACAACAUUAUUAUCACUCAACAACUCAUCAGCAUCUAAUUAUACCAAUUAUCAAUGUACAUACCGUGCUACAUCGAAUCAAACAAUACUAAUGUUUGCUCUUCGACAAGAUCCGAAUUAUUGGUGUUUAGAUGAUAUAUUAGUAACAACAAACAAUUCUAAUAAUACUAAUUUAUUAAUAAAUGGUGAUUUUGAAACUGGUAAUCUACAAGGUUAUUCUAUGUGUAAUCCAAUUAGUCGCAUAACAUCUGGUAUUGUUGUUACUAAUCAACCACAUUCAGGUACAUAUAAUCUUUUUGAUGGCAGUUAUUUAAAUCCAGAUUAUUUGUGGCAAAUAUUUUCAACUCAACAACAGCAACAAUAUCAAAUUAGUUUUUGGCUUUUAAAUAGUGGUUCAUCACCUAGUUCUAUUACAGUCACGAUUGGUCCAUACAUCAAUCUAAAGGCGAUGGCUAUUAAAACGAGUUCUACUAAUAGUCCAGUAACGACACAACAAUUUACUACUAGAGCUUCGCUAUCAACGUCAUCAAGAACAAAUUUGACGACUAUACAACCCAAUACGUCAGCUAAUAAUGGCAUAACAACAGCAACACAGACAUCCUUAAAAAUAAAUUUAACAACUAUCGCUGAUCAACGGGUAACACAAGUGUCAACAGGAACAAGUAAACUGAUAACAACAACAUCUAAGACAACAAACACGACUUAUUCCACGUCUUGUACAAUUCCAUCAUGGAAGGGUAACAAUAACGAUACAAUACUUUUGCUGUCACUUAUUGAUUCACCGCCAUUCAAUUAUACUUAUUAUCAAUACACUUAUCGUGCCACAUCAAAUCUUACAACUCUGACAUUUGCUUUCCGCCAAGAUCCAAGUUAUUGGUGUUUGGAUGAUAUUUCGGUGAUCAUGUCUAAUAGUAGCAAUAAUGUGAAUAUAAUAAGUAACGGUGGCUUUGAAAGUGGUAGCUUAGAAAAUUAUACAAUCUGUAAUCCAUCUGGUACACAACCAUCUGGUAGAAGUACGCAAACAUAUGCUUAUUCUGGUAAUUAUAGUUAUGUAGAUGGAAGUUAUGCAUCAGGUGAUUACUUAACUCAAACGUUUAUAACUGUUCGUCAAAAACAAUAUCGAAUUGGAUUUUGGUUGAAAAAUUCGGGCUAUUCUCCAAAUUCUGUUAAUGUUACAAUAAGUCCUUUCAACGCUUUUGCAUCAACAUCGAGGGUAAUGACUGUGACUUCGAUGAUUAACCAAAUGACAACUAAUGUAUGCCGUGGUCUACUUGUGACGUUUGACAAUGUUCCAAAUUACAUUGAACCUUACCUUCCAAUUCCUGAUGGCUACUCUAAUUUAAACUGGACAAAUGUGUAUGUUUUAAAUGCUACAACAUCAUUAUACAAUACAAGUGGCUACUAUACGGCAUUAUCAAGUGGUAAAUUUGUUGCAUUCAACGCAUAUGGAAAUCCAAUGUCAAUUUAUCGAACAAAUGGUGUGUUUAAUGUGACGUCAUUUGUUGCUAGUGCUGUUUUACCAGAUAAUUUGCAGUUAACUUUAAUUGGUCGACGUUCAUCAACAGUGAUAUACCGAAUAAAUGUAACAUUAAGAAUAAGUACAGCAUUUGUGAUUGUAUUGAACUGGCUCAGUAUUGAUAAUAUGACAUUUCAAAUGUCGAGUUCCAGUUAUCUUGCUAUUGAUAAUUUAUGUUUAAGCACCGUGUUUUCGGAUAUUUUGUCGACUUCAGCAUCAACAACAUCACCCCGAAAUAGUUUACCGUCACAAUGUUCAACCUAUAAUAUAAUCAAUGAUUCGACACGCAGUGUUAACUAUGUGGGAACAGGAGGUGCUUGUGAUAGUAGUAUAUUUAACAGUACACCAAUAUGGGUUAGAUUUAUUGGUUCUGGUGGAACAAAAUUGCCGACUUCACCACCUAAUAUCUAUCAUUGUGGAACUGAUGCACCUGGAUGGGUAAACAGUGUCUAUCCGUCAAUAAGCGCUUCAACAACAUAUUCAGCUAAAGUCUGUUAUUAUUGGAAUAAUGAUACAUGUAAAUGGUCAAAUUUAAUACAAAUAACAAGUUGUUAUACAUUUUAUGUAUUUCAAUUAAUUGCACCAUCAACAUGUAAUUUACGUUAUUGCAUAACAACUUAA
Messenger RNA from Didymodactylos carnosus, 3656 nucleotides. NCBI's taxonomy places the organism in Eukaryota, Metazoa, Rotifera, Eurotatoria, Philodinida, Philodinidae. The record is from the annotation of a GenBank genome assembly.